GGAGAGCCAACGCCAUGAAGCUGUACAGCCUUAGCGUACUUUACAAAGGCGAGCCCAAGGCGGUGCUGCUGAAAGCUGCGUACGACGUGUCCUCUUUCAGUUUCUUCCAAAGGUCCAGUGUUCAGGAAUUCAUGACCUUUACAAGUCAGCUGAUUGUGGAACGUUCAGUGAAAGGCAGCAGAGCAUCUGUCAAAGAACAAGAGUACCUGUGUCAUGUCUACAUCCGAAAUGACAGCCUCGCAGGUGUGGCCAUUGCCGACAGUGAAUAUCCUUCCCGAGUGGCUUUUACUUUGUUGGAGAAGGUACUCGAUGAGUUCUCCAAGCAGGUGGACAGGAUAGACUGGCCAGUGGGAUCUCCUGCCACAAUCAAAUACACAGCCUUGGAUGGUCACCUUAGUAAAUACCAGAAUCCCCGGGAAGCUGACCCCAUGACCAAAGUGCAGGCUGAACUAGAUGAGACCAAAAUCAUUCUGCACAACACCAUGGAGUCUUUGUUAGAGCGAGGCGAGAAGCUGGAUGACUUGGUGUCCAAGUCGGAAGUGCUGGGAACUCAGUCUAAAGCCUUCUAUAAGACUGCCCGGAAACAGAAUUCAUGCUGUGCAGUCAUGUGA
Messenger RNA from Elephantulus edwardii (Cape elephant shrew), 611 nucleotides. RefSeq names its product YKT6 v-SNARE homolog (S. cerevisiae) (gene YKT6). The record is from RefSeq and is a predicted model, not a curated record. Gene Ontology annotation, cellular component: Golgi apparatus. Bases 15 to 611 code for a protein of 198 amino acids. Gene Ontology annotation, biological process: endoplasmic reticulum to Golgi vesicle-mediated transport. Gene Ontology annotation, molecular function: SNAP receptor activity. NCBI's taxonomy places the organism in Eukaryota, Metazoa, Chordata, Mammalia, Macroscelidea, Macroscelididae. The transcript is spliced from 7 exons.